Messenger RNA from Stylophora pistillata, 1760 nucleotides. RefSeq lists its product as uncharacterized. NCBI's taxonomy places the organism in Eukaryota, Metazoa, Cnidaria, Anthozoa, Scleractinia, Pocilloporidae. The record is from RefSeq and is a predicted model, not a curated record.
AUGGCGGCGGAUUUGAAAAGAUGCGGUGAAAUGUGCUCAAUUGAUUUAAUGGUUCUGUACGAAAACGAUGGUUUAUUUAUCAAGUAUGGUGAUGGCCAAUCUAUUGAACUGUCUCCUUGCGGAUCGGCGUUUGUUCAUCGUCAAACAGCCUUGAGUAGCCGUGCCCAGUUUCGACAACUGACGAGAUUUGCCGUGAGCUCGUUUCGAUCGAAAAUAAAAGAGGCUGUUAGGAUUCGUAAUUUGUUUGCGGCCAGACCAUACCUGUCUAAGGAACUAGCAGAUCCACAGGACCUUAAGGUUGGCUACAAAGAUGUCACGCAGUGUUGUUGGCCUGAUGAAACUUCCACAUGUCUUAUUACAAAAAUGUCAGAUGGUUCAGCGUGUGUCAUAUCUGUAGAUGGCUUGGCAAGCUUAACUCUUAUGCCUCACAGACAAACGUUUAUUGUUAAGUUCCUUGCAGAAGUUAGAUACAACUCAACCCAGGUGGCAGAAAACAAAGUCUUGGAGAUGCAACAUCAGAAGCAUUAUUUUACUUUGCAAGAAAAAAUUCAUUCAGUAUUUUCCUAUCCUGAGGCAUGGAAGUAUCCCCUUCAACUUGUUUUUGAUGCAGUCAAUAACAAAGACAAAGAUCCUUCCUGCUCCCUGCACAAAGUAACAACUUUACCAGUCUCUCUGCCAGUCACAUGUAAUGCUUCUCAUCUUCACACUUGGAACAUUCAGAUGCCACAUGAUGAUAGCUGCCUGAACUGUGAGUUCCUCUGGAAGCCAAAAGUGAUUUGGAAAGAUGGUGUCACUUAUAGAGUUUUUGGUCAGUCACCUGGCUUGUUCACCAUUGAGAUUUACCCAGUGGAUGGCUCUGUUAUAAGGUCACAACAACCAAAUGGAAGAUAUUUUGAUCACUGGUUUGUUCAUAACAGAGAACAAACUGGCUUGCAGGAAGUUGAGAUUCAAGAACGAGUUUACUCUGCUGAUAAACCACUUCCAGACAGAACACUGCAGAGAAUGGAAUAUUCUAUUGGUCGACUUGUGAAACAAGCCACAAGAUACAUAGAAUUCCUCAAUAAUGCUGGACAUCAAGGAGGAGAACGUUGUUGUUGGAAAGAGACAUCAGAAUCCACACCUGUAUUAUCCAAGCCAUGUUGCCCAGCACAAAUUGUGGAUGCUGCAGAUGUUCCAGGCACAGGCAGAUUCAAGGCUUACUCAAAUGGACACAUCAAUGUAGUGUUCAGUGACAGAACAAUCCUGGAUAUAAGGAAUCCAAGUGACCAUGAACAAAAUGAUCCACAGAACUGCUGGUGUCAGCUAGUUCUUCCAAAUGGGAAUGUUCAGCAGUUUAAACUGAAUGAUGCAAAGCAUUGUGGUUUCUACAAAAGGUAUAUAGAAAUAGCUUUGCAUUGGGCAGAGUGGGUGGUUGCCACACCCUCACAGAGGAGAACCUUUUACAAAGACACAAUAUGGGACCCUGAGAGAAGAAGGGCUGUUGACAUUGAAAUGGAAAAAAUUCAGAGAUUCAAUUACAUUCAUAAUCAACAGCAUGUUGCACAUUUGGUGGGAAAAAAGUUUCAGGAUAGUCAGGAGGCUACUGAAAAGAACAGGAUGGAACCAGGCUCUGGCCAAGAUGACAGGGAAUCUUUGAUCAGGAAAGUUCUGGAACAGACAAAUGAGGCCAUAUGCCAUAUUGAUGGUCUACUAACUACAUUAAAAUGUUCAUCUUAAAGGAAAUGCUUCCACUGUUAUUGCACUCACUAUUUACAUCUUUG